UGCAUUCGAUUUGAACAAAAAUUUUCACCCACAAAUUGUCACCUUGGUGCAAAAGUACAACGCAGGGCUCGUUCGUGUCCUUACAGACGGUCCCCAACUUAAUUUUUGCGCCCUCAGUUACUUUGAACAAUACGCAAACCAUGGAGGGAAUUCUGGUGUUUGAUCAAACGAACGAUCUAAUCUAUCACAACUUCAACGAGGCGAUGCGAGAAAAAAUGUCGAAACAGGCGUACGAGUUGGGUUUGCUGGAUGAGGAGUCAGCGUGUCCUACUCAGCAGCUUAACUCGAAUGUCCUGAUACAAAUCUUCAGUCCGCUUUUGGCAUCGCAACGGAUCAUGAUGUGCCAGUUCGACAAUGCAUACACCUCGUUCCAGAUGGACAACAACCUGAACGUCGUGUUCGAAGAGUUUUUAGGGUACAUUUUCCUGGAGAUCAGCACGAAAGAGAUCGAUCUGGUAAAGCGUGAAUUGGGAGCAUUUAUUGCGUUUACCAAAUACAUCUGCGGGCCAAACAUUUUCUCCAUUAAAAACGAUGUGGGAAAAGUUGACCAUCUUACCGAACUGAUUCUCACCUAUCGCGAGCUGUACGCCGUAAAUCAGGGCGUACUAAUGGAGGCAAUCGAACAACUGUUGGUAAACGUGGACGUAAAGAAUACGGUGGUUACUGCCCUGCAGGCUGCUACCGAUCGGCUGAAGCAAGAUCCACACUCGCAACGUUCGCAUUCGUUGCUGUUCGUGGGCACCAAAUUUCUCGCCCGAUACAGUACCAGACAGGCGCAGGAACUUGCCGCCGUCGAUAUGUUCUUUCUUAACCUGCUCUGCCAAAUGCACACCCGUCGCCGACAGCAUCAGCGUAUCGUUUCGCAGAUUGUAUUCCUGCAGGGUAGCGUCCACCAGUCGUACGCAGGCUGUGUACCGCACAUUGUCCACGUGGUGCACCUGUUCGAGCACGUGUCGCUAGUGCUGGUAAUCGAACAUGCUCAUACGGCCCUCGCAAGCCAUCUGUACGAUGUGUACUUCGCUCUGCACAAGCUGCAAAAUCUACAGAUGCAGUUCGAUCUGGACAAUUUGCGUGGUGCAUUCGAUGCGCUCGAUACGUACGCAAAGCACACGCAGGACGCACUAAAGAAGGUGAAAUCGAACAAUGCCGAGGUAGAGGAAAGCAUCCGAUCGUUCGGCGUCAAGUGGGAAACGUUGCGCAAAAAGUACACGGACUAUUUUAAAACCACCGACAAUGCGCUGAUCGUAAAGAUUGAAUCGAACAUGCCGAUGUUUGUCGAAUCGGUGAAGGAACUGUUUCGGUUGCUGUGUGCCAGCUGUGCGACCCUGGAGCAUGGUUUGCAGCGUGUCACCGAUAUUGCCGAUGUGGCCGAGGCUAGCUUGAGCGAGGUGUUUGUAUUUCUGCAUGCGAAAUCGCAGAAAAAUUUCACCAUGGGAUCGUAUAUGGAAGAGUUCCCGGGCAUGGUACAUUUCAUGCACAUAGAUCGUUACAAUGGAAGAAUCGUUGCACCGUCACUAGACGAUCAUGAUCCGACGGAUAUCCUUAAAGAUAGGAUAUGGUCCAUGGUCGAUUUUUCACGCAACUAUCUGGACAAAGGUUACAUGUCAAUGAUCUGGAAGGAUGUCACGUUCAGUUACGCGUACUUCCUUUGGUUCGAGGACGAACACGGUGCGACCUUGAAGCCGAACGAACCAUCAAACCAUGGUGCCGUGCUGCCCGCCACGAAACCGUCACUGAUAGCCGGCAUUUUGGCGGGUGACUAUUAUCAGCGCCUUAUCGAGUCCUGCUUUCCACGGACACCGUCGAGCAAGGUCCGCUGCUAUGAACUCUUCCUCGUGCACCUUGGGCUCGUUACGUCAACGAUCGUGCUGGAACAUUGUCGCCGGCUGGCCGUCACCAUUACGGAUCUAACGGGCUGCAUCGGAAAUCCGAUUGAUCUGCUGUAAAAACUCGCAGAUAAAUGUGAUCUGCCUUGUUUGGUUCCCUUUCAUGUAAGUGAACGGUUUUUGGGCUGGUUUUUGCUGGCUCAUGGAUUUAUAUGGCCCAAAAAGCUGCACACACUUUUUUCUCCACUACUGUACUGCACUUGGCGUGCACGCUGUCGUACGCUACUUUGCAACGACAUUACCGAUUCAUUCCAUUAACAUACGCGACCGUCGAAGAUUGUUUCCGCGGAGAACAUUCUGCCAACAGCUGGUGUUGUACCGGCGUAGUCCACAUUUCUGGUGACCAUAAGUAAUGUUUAUUUAUUAGAAAAUGUGCCGCCUAGCGGUCAUGCAUACAUACUACCUAUCAGUACUAAACUUUACCACCACACGACACGGACCACCAUCAUCACCACCACCAACCAUUUAGCGGGCAUCGUAGUUCAUCCAAUUGAUUGUUUGUCCCCCCGUACCCGGCCGGUCGCCAUGCGUCUUUCUACGGUGUCGCUAUGGUGCAUUUUAUGCCGUUGCACGAUCGGGGCAUUCAUUCGCAUUUAUUGUAACUUUUGCAAUAUUUCUUUUUUAUUCUGAAAGUUCCACCGAAUCUGUACAAGGUACACUAUUUCCUGCGGUUUUAACUUCCCAUUUCCUUCCCAACGGUUCCUUUAGGAAGUAGUUUACGCAUUAGCAUUACGAAGCAAUACAUUAUCCCGUGCAUGGGAUAUUGGAAUACGGAUUAUUGUAAAA
Anopheles funestus (African malaria mosquito) is the source of this 2672-nucleotide messenger RNA. RefSeq names its product Hermansky-Pudlak syndrome 1 protein homolog (gene HPS1). Gene Ontology annotation, molecular function: guanyl-nucleotide exchange factor activity. Gene Ontology annotation, biological process: vesicle-mediated transport. NCBI's taxonomy places the organism in Eukaryota, Metazoa, Arthropoda, Insecta, Diptera, Culicidae. The coding region runs from base 141 to 1946 and encodes 601 amino acids. Gene Ontology annotation, cellular component: BLOC-3 complex. The transcript is spliced from 7 exons. The record is from RefSeq and is a predicted model, not a curated record.